GUGACCUUUGAGCUUGUGGCUCGAGGCAGAUGGAGAAUCCAGAGGUGUGCUUGAGCUAAUCUGCUCAGCACAGCGUAACACUCAACCCUCAAGAGAUGGCGAUAGUCUCGCGUGUCCACGUCUUGUGCAAAAAAGUUCUCCUUCUGAGCAAGACCGUCCCGUGGGAACCGCUGGUCUUUAGCAGGAGUUUUGCUGAUGCCCAGGAGCAGGGCUGGUUUCGUUCCUUGUUUGUACACAAGGUGGAUCCCAGGACGGACGCCCACUCCAGCUUACUCUCCAAGAAGGAAACCAGUGGACUGUAUAAGAUUCAAUUUCAUAACGUCAAGCCGGAGUGUCUGGAUGCCUACAACAGCCUCUCGGCAGAGGUUCAACAGCGGCUGCACCGAGCAGAGGACUACCCUUGUGAGAUUCUGGGCAGCUGGAACACCUGGUAUGGAGAGCAGGAUCAGGCGGUGCACCUAUGGCGAUAUUCUGGAGGCUACCCUGCCUUAAUGGAGUGUCUGAACAAGCUCCGGAAGGAUAAGGAGUACCUGGAGUACCGCAAGGAGCGCAGCAAGAUGCUCCACUCCCGCAAGAAUCAGUUGCUCCUGGAGUUCAGCUUCUGGAAUGAGCCAUCACCCCGCCGUGGUCCCAACAUCUACGAGUUGCGCACAUACCACCUGAAGCCUGGCACUAUGAUUGAGUGGGGAAACAACUGGGCUCGGGCCAUCAAACACCGUCAGGAGAACAAUGAAGCUGUAGGGGGCUUCUUCACUCAGAUUGGGGACCUGUAUGUCGUUCAUCAUCUCUGGGCUUAUAAGGACUUGCAAUCCAGAGAGGAGACAAGAAAAGCUGCAUGGAGGAAGCCUGGCUGGGAUGAGAAUGUCUUCUACACAGUCCCAUUGGUGCAGAGCAUGGAGUGUCGCAUCAUGAUUCCUCUUGAGAAUUCGCUCCUGCAGUGAGGAGUGCUGCGGUUACCUGAAUUUGCUUCCAUCAGUUGUUUCUGCCUUACACUUGCACUCCAAAACUGCUACAAUGACCCACUGGACACAAGACCUGUGGAAGCAUCCCUCACUCUUCACGCAUUUCUCCCUGGAUGGCCUUUGUGAUCGGCAUGACUCUUAGGUAGUAAGCUGAGAGACUCAUUGGUAUGGUAGGACUAAAGCCUGGGAAUGAAGCACAUUCCAGGCAUCUCCACCAUCUUGGGCAGACCACCACUGCUUGACGUGGACUUUGUGGGAGCCACCAAAUAUCAGCAGGUCUUGGGAUACUGAAAACCAAACACAAUGUGCUGCUCCUGAGCUCAGGAAACAACUAAAGGACAAUGGAUUGGAUACGGACCGUGUGACGCCAUUCCUGUUGAUUUAACAAACGGAAGUAAAUCGGGAAGAUUCUUUCCAGAUUUGCUUUUACAAUAAAUAUUUUUUUUAUUCUGA
Erpetoichthys calabaricus (reedfish) is the source of this 1415-nucleotide messenger RNA. RefSeq names its product nipsnap homolog 1 (C. elegans) (gene nipsnap1). The transcript has 10 exons. Bases 96 to 941 code for a protein of 281 amino acids. NCBI's taxonomy places the organism in Eukaryota, Metazoa, Chordata, Cladistia, Polypteriformes, Polypteridae. The record is from RefSeq and is a predicted model, not a curated record. Gene Ontology annotation, cellular component: mitochondrion.